AUGGAUAAAGGAAGGUACCAAAGGUUAGUUGGCAAACUCAUAUACCUCUCACAUACUCAUCUAGACAUUGCAUAUGCUGCAAGCGUAGUUAGCCAAUUCAUGCAUAACCCUAGUGAAGACCACAUGGAUGCGAUAAUCAGGAUACUAAGAUACUUGAAUUCCUCACCUGGGAAAGGACUUUUGUUUUCAAAGAAUGGUCAUUUAAGAAUUAAUGGCUAUACAGAUGCAAACUGGGCUGGAAAUAUCUCAGACAGAAGAUCUACUUCAGGUUAUUUUAUGUUUGUUUGUGGGAAUCUCAUUACAUGGAGAAGCAAGAAGCAAAAGGUGGUAGCACUUUCUAGCUCUGAAGCAGAAUUUCGUGGAAUGGCAAAAAAGCUGUGUGAACUACUCUGGAUCAAGAGACUACUUAUUGAACUAGGUUUUGCCUUUGCCUCAGAAAUGGAUCUUUUUUGUGACAACAAAGCUGCUAUUGCAAUAUCUUAA
Molecule: messenger RNA, 483 nt
Organism: Vitis riparia (riverbank grape)
Lineage: Eukaryota; Viridiplantae; Streptophyta; Magnoliopsida; Vitales; Vitaceae
Product: secreted RxLR effector protein 161-like
Exons: 1
Coding region: 1-483 (160 amino acids)
Source: RefSeq, a predicted model, not a curated record